This is a messenger RNA of Rhizophagus irregularis DAOM 181602=DAOM 197198, 773 nucleotides long. RefSeq lists its product as uncharacterized. NCBI's taxonomy places the organism in Eukaryota, Fungi, Glomeromycota, Glomeromycetes, Glomerales, Glomeraceae. The record is from RefSeq and is a predicted model, not a curated record.
AUACGCCCAAAAAGAAAUGCUUUUACUGAAACUCACCCGAAUAUUCCGCCUACCUUUAUUUUUACCUUUUCUUCUCAAGAAAAAGAAAAAAAAAAUCUUUUCUUAUUAUAUCAUAAUAAAAAAAAAAAUGGCAUCCGAUUUAACGUUGGCCAUAAUGUUAUUAUCUGUAUGUCUUUGGAUACUUGUGACACACAUACAAAGUCCAGUUGAAUUAUUAUUACAACUGACUAUUAACGAAAAUAAUUCGAUGAUUACGGUUCCUGAUAAUAAUAAUAAUACGUAUUUAAACCUAUAUCAAGAAGACAUUCCGAUAGGAUGUAAAGUUACAAAAGUGAUUAAAAGUAAAUUUACGAAUGAUGAGAAUGAAAUUGGAAUAAUUAAUUUCUCACAAUUUCCAAAUGGAAUUAUUCAAGUUUCAGGAGAAAUUAAUAAUGUUACUCGGGUUACUCAGCAUGAUGUUUCCAAUCUUUAUUUUGAAAUUGAAGAUUUCGAUGAUGAUGAUAAAGGUGCUAAAGGUGCUUCUAAAAUUGUAAUUGGGAAUGAUAAUUUGUUCAUUAAUAAAAGAGAAGGUGGAAUUAUAAAUUUUAUUUUUGUUACAAAGUUAAUUUCAAUCGAUAAUAAAUGUAAUCUCAAUCAGAAUCAUAGAAGGAUACGAAAGAAUGUUAUUGGUAUUGGAAAGAAAUUUGUUGUUUAUAUUAAAAACAAUGAUGAAUUGCAUUAAUUAAAGAAUAAAAAAAUUUUUUUUUUAACGAGGAUAAUUCAUAAUUUUUAAU